AUGAUGCCCUACAAUGUAGAUAAUAAUACCAACGGGUUCAUGAAACCCAUUAACCUUCAAUCUGAGGAGCUGGAAUGUUGUACUGGAAGCUCAGUAUUCCAAAACGAUAGUGAACAUAUAAAAGAAAAUCAAGAUACAUUAAGUGAUCAAACGCCUUGCUUUUCAAUGUUAGAUGUCCAAUGUCCUGCUUUGAAUCUCAGCGAAUCAAAUUAUGAUUUGAUGGUUCAGAAUGAAAUACCACUUUCUAAGGAUACUAAUUUCCAGACAAUUCAACUAAUGCCUAGUUCUGGUGAAUGUUCGUCCUAUGCAGUGGCAGAUAGCGGUAAUCAUCACAAUGAUAACAAUAGUGAUAUCAAUCAUUCUUAUGAAAAGAAUGAUAAUUCGCCAAGUUCGAGAACUCCUUCGAUCCCUCAUAGUGAAAAUAUAUCAGAUGACUCUAAGGCAAAGAAAAAGGCUCAAAACAGAGCUGCUCAAAAAGCCUUCAGAGAAAGAAAAGAAGCUAGACUGAAAGAAUUACAAGAUAAAUUGUUAGAGAGUGAGAAAAACCGUCAAAGUUUACUGAAAGAAAUUGAAGAACUAAGAAAAGUAAACACUGAAAUCAACGCAGAAAACAGGCUGCUACUACGGAGUGGAAAUGAAAGGUUCUCAAGAGACCUAAUUGAUGGUACUGGUCAUAAAUAUUCUUUCCCAAUCAAAGAUGAAUUUUUCUCUUCUGAAGUCCCGGAAGGCAAAUUGAACAAUAAAAGCAUGUAUACGCUAAAGAGCAGUGGUCAGACCAGAGAAAAAGAAGCCCAGUAUACAGACAAAGCAGGAAGACAAGUCUUCACGGUCCCCGCCACCUGGGAGUAUCUUUACAAACUUUCAGAAGAUAGAGAUUUUGAUGUGACCUAUGUCAUGAGCAAACUAAAAGGAAAAGAAUGUUGCCAUACACAUGGACCUGCAUACCCAAGAAAUUUAAUUGAUUCUCUAGUGCAAGAGGCAGCUGCAAAUGAAUGA
Messenger RNA from Saccharomyces mikatae IFO 1815, 996 nucleotides. RefSeq names its product Yap3p (gene YAP3). Gene Ontology annotation, cellular component: RNA polymerase II transcription regulator complex. The record is from RefSeq and is a predicted model, not a curated record. Lineage: Eukaryota; Fungi; Ascomycota; Saccharomycetes; Saccharomycetales; Saccharomycetaceae. Gene Ontology annotation, molecular function: DNA-binding transcription activator activity, RNA polymerase II-specific; transcription cis-regulatory region binding. Bases 1 to 996 code for a protein of 331 amino acids. The transcript has a single exon.